This is a messenger RNA of Tricharina praecox, 508 nucleotides long. RefSeq lists its product as uncharacterized. The annotation marks the transcript as partial. Lineage: Eukaryota; Fungi; Ascomycota; Pezizomycetes; Pezizales; Pyronemataceae. The record is from RefSeq and is a predicted model, not a curated record. The transcript has a single exon.
CGACCCGCGAGUUCUACGAAACACCCUCACACAACCCUUCAACCUCGUCAAGAUGCGCUUCAACCUCACGUCUCUCGCGCUCUUCGCGGUUCUCGGCCUCUGCGCCUCAGCCCUCCCGUCCUCCGAGAAGACGAUCACCAAGUCCGACGACGUCCCCGCCGUCUCCUUCGCGGCCAGCAAGUUCACCAUCACCGUCGACCCCACCGACGCCAACACGUACAUGUACAUGGGCGUCGGCAGCUCCGGCGGUUUCGUCCAUCCCACCCGUGGGCUUGUUCAUCUGCGAGACGUCGUAGGCGUCGCCCACCAUCACCGAGAUCAACGGUGUCCUCCCAAAGCCCAAGAAUAUGGGCAUCAACGACCUCCGCGGCUGCGAUCAGCAGAAGAUUGGUGGCUCGCACUGCUCAAAGAUGGUUAUUUCGUCGGUGCGCUCUAUCAACAUCGCUGGUAUUGACCUGGGCGGCAGGCAGGGCGGUGAGUAGUUGGAGAGACAUCAGGCCGCUCCACG